GGUUUCUCCAUACUGGAGCUACGCAUCAUGACAUCAGGCCAUGUUUACGGAGCAUUUGCGUUGCGCAUCCUUCAGCUGGAUGGAAUUUUUACUCUUAUAAAAAGUCUUAAGAUUGUCCUAGUGACAUCAGAAGGGAAAGAAGCAUGCCCAGAAAAUUGUCGUUGUGAGGAGUCCAAGGACUGGAGAACCCAAAGUAUCUACUUGCCCAAUCUUGAAGUAGUGGAAAUCAGAGGAGAAGAUCAUGAGUUUGAUUUCUGGAAACUGGUAAUCAGUGGUGCACCAAAUUUGAAAAGAGUGGUGAUGGACAAGCCAUCAAAUGAGGUUAAAAUGGACAGUUGGCGCAUGAAAAUUAUCACCAUCCUUGGUCCUGGCAUAGCCAUUGCUGGUGGAUGCGAUGGAGCAUGAUACUUCAUACAUAAGAUGACUGUUUGGUUUGAUGUGCUAAUGUGCUGAAACGGUUCACAGGUGAAGGAAUGGCUGCUACAGUUGUUAGCUGUCACUGAGUUUGUUGCAUCACAUCAACAUGGUCGGCGCUUUUUAUAUGCUAUGUGCAAAAACUAGUGGUGCCUUAGUCUUGCAUUCACAUCAGCAUGUAAUGUAGCAAGAUGCUUUUGAAUACGUAACCCGGGGAAUUUCAGUUUAAUCAUCCUAGUAUGAUUUAAGUCGGAUUCCAUCCUGCCUUAGCUUUUUCUACAUGUGUUUGCUCGGCAGCUCUUGUUCGCCCAGGAGAGUUUCUGCUCCAAGUAUCACCUAAACGUGUAUGUUUGUGUGUGUUCCUCAGUUGUGGCUUCAAAAGUAUGGCAUCACUUGUCCUGAUUGAAUGCCAAGAAGUUGAU
Molecule: messenger RNA, 836 nt
Organism: Lolium perenne
Lineage: Eukaryota; Viridiplantae; Streptophyta; Magnoliopsida; Poales; Poaceae
Source: RefSeq, a predicted model, not a curated record